Messenger RNA from Acipenser ruthenus (sterlet), 2822 nucleotides. It is a transcript of the gene chgb, whose product is annotated as chromogranin B. Gene Ontology annotation, cellular component: secretory granule. The coding region runs from base 184 to 2499 and encodes 771 amino acids. Lineage: Eukaryota; Metazoa; Chordata; Actinopteri; Acipenseriformes; Acipenseridae. The record is from RefSeq and is a predicted model, not a curated record. The transcript is spliced from 5 exons.
CCCCUGGUUUAUAUGAAAGCUGCAGAAGCUGGUUUUAUGAGCUGGAGAUCAUUGUGCUGCGCAGUCACAGUGGGAGCGGACUCAGCGCUUGUUGGUUCCAGUUUGCCUCUUGCCAGUUACUGCUGAAAUCUUGGGAACAAAUCCAGAUCAUAUGAGGAAGAGGAGUAACUGCGCUUUAUCAUUAUGAAGCUCUCACUUGUUGUUGCUGUCGUUCUAUCGGCACUGGGAGUUAUCACACCUGUUCCAGUUGGGAAAGAGGGAAGAAGAGAGGACUUGGUGACCCAGUGUAUCAUCGAAGUCCUUUCCAAUGCACUUUCCAAACCAAACGCUCCUCUGGUUGAUCCAGCAUGCAGAAAUAUUCUAAAGACAAGUGCAAAACAUGAGAUGAUUGAAAAGAAGAGUAACAAAGAGUUUGUGAAUUUUGAAGGGUACCAUGAACAAGAACCUGAAGAGGAGUUAAAGAGACAUCUGGAGGAGCCUAACUUAGAGGAGAAAGAGUUGGAGGAGAAAAAUAUUUUUCAAGAUGAAGAGGAUAAAAGACACGUCAAGGAGAGUGAGGAGAAACGACACCACACAGCAGCCAAAAGAAGCGAGGAGACCAGCAUCCAAGAAGAAAAAAUGCACUAUGAUGUUGAAGACAAAAGGCAUUAUUCAGACAGUGAAGAAGAAGGAGAGGAAAUCAGAAAACAUAACCACCAUGCAGAAGUUGAAGAAAAGAGACAUGCAAGUGAGGAGGAUCCUACAGAUCUGAGUGAGGAGUUGGAGAAAAGAUCUCAUCAUGGUCAUAGUAAGAGAAGUGGGGAGGACUCUAUUGAAGAGCAGGCUCAUGGGGAGCACUAUCAGGAGAAGAGAUCAGAAGAAGAGGGGAGCGAUGAAAGAGAAAAAAGCAGAUACAAUAGUCACAGACACUAUCAUAGAAAACACAAAAGGAACAACUAUUCCUCUGAAGAAAAGAGAAGCAAAGAGUCAGAUGAGUCUAACGAGUCUAAAGAGGAAGAAGACAAACAACACCACGAAGACAUUAUAAAAUUACCAGAGGGAAGCUAUGAAGAAAAGAGACACCACACUGCUGAGAAAAGACACCACCCUGAAGAAAGUGAUGAAGAAGAUGAAGAGGAGAAACAUCACCAUGAGGAAAAGAGACAUUAUUAUGAAGAAAGUGAAGAAGAGAAAAGGCACCACAGUUUUGAAAAAGGGCAUCAUUCCAAGGAAAGUGAGGAAGAAGAAAAACGCCACCACAGUGAAGACAAAAAUUCUGAAGAAAGUGAAGAGGAAGAAGCAAAAAGGCACCAUGAAGAAAAGAGGCAUGAUUCUGAAGUAAAAGAAGAGGAUAAAAGACACCACAGCUUUGAAAAAAGACAUAAUUCUGAGGAAAGCAAAGAGGAGGAGGAAAAGAGACACCAUGAGGAAAAGAGACAUGAUUCAGAGGAAAGUGAGGAGGAUGAUGGGCACCAUAGCGUUGAGAAAAGACACCAUUCCAAGGAAAGUGAAGAGGAGGAAGAAAAACGACACCAUGAGGAAAAAAGACACCACAAAGAAGAGAGACACAAUUCAGAGGAAAGUGAGGAGGAUGAAAAAAGGUACCACAGUGAGGACAAGAGGCAUCAUUCUGUGGAAAGUGAAGAGGAAGAAAAAAGGCACCAUUCAGUAGAAAGCCGUCAUCACGAACGAAAGAGGAGACACUCAGAGAAAAGUGAAGAGGAGGAAGAAAAGCACCACUACAGUGAAGACAAGCGCCAGCACUCUGAAGAAAGUGAAGAAGAGACACAGAAACAACAUCACAGUCAAGAGAAGAGACAUCAUUCUGAAGAAAGUGAGGUAGGGGAAGAAAAGCGGCACCACAGUGAAGGAAGCCCAGAAGGAUACAGGACUCAUGAAGAUAAAAGGCAAUACCUUGGAGAAGAUAGUGAGGAGGAGCUAAAAAAGAGACACCAUCCCUAUGAGAAGAGGCAUUACAGUGAGGUAGAAGAAAAUAAGCACCAUGGUGAAGAUAAGAGAUAUCAAAGUCAGGAAGAGGAGGAAGACCUAAGACACAUUCAGGAAAAGAAACAUAUGGAAGAAGAUGAGGAGGAAAAAAGGCCAGCUGGUGAUUCCAGUCCUUACCACAAAAAAGAAGAGAAAAGACACCAGGAAGAAAAAACUCAUUACCCAGAGGUUGUAGAAGACGACUGGUGGGAUAAGAGGAGCGACGGUAUGGAAUAUGGACACCACAGCAAUGAGGAGAAACGGAACUACCUUCUGACUCAUCACUUUCAAGAGAAAAGGCCAUACUCUGGUAACAGAAUGGAUGAACUAGCAAAGCUUUUGAAUUACAAGAAGGCAGCUGACUUCCCUGUUCUUUCUGAGGAGAAGAGAAGUCAUUAUGAGUUUGAAGAAAUGAAAAACCAUCAUCAGAGGCCACUCUCACAAGAGGAGGAGAAAGAACUUCAGAACCUGGCAGCCAUGGACCUAGAGCUGCAGAAAAUAGCAGAGAAGCUUCACAAAAACCAGAGAGGGUGAAAAGAGAUGAAUGCUACUGUGCACUCCAUUCGUAACUGAAAAAGAACGAGUAUUGAAGAUAAACUUCUCAACCUGCGUGGUUAUUGUUAGAUACACAACAAAACAAAAAAAUGCCUUUAUUGUCCACAAUAUGUAAUGUUUCAUGCACACUGGCGGAUAUAUUUGUAUUGUGCCGUUUUAAUGUUAUUAAAAGCUAACUGGCAUGGGAAUUAUUUAGAAAAUAUAGAUACAUUUUUUCAUCCUGUGUACUAACUACCAAUCACUAUCCUGGCAUGAUUGUUUCUGUUUCUGAGUUUGCAAACAAUAAAAUCCAACAUUCUGGG